GCACUUUUUACAGCACUGCAUUUGGGCAACGCCACAACUUGCGCAGCAGUUCCUCUCCUACAGCCGAACGGCAAUUUACACACUGAAGAGGCAGAGAGAGGAGUGGGGAAAAGGACCGCCUGCAUCCACAGCAUCCGUCUCUGUCGCCAGCAAUGGAGAGGGGGGUCAUUUUUUGGCCAAAGUGGCACAGCGCGCUUUGGUUUUCGCGUUUGAUGAUACUCUGUUUAUUUUAUGCCGCCAAAGCUGAGAUAACUUGCAGGUCAUGCCAACCUGGAAAUAAGUGGCGUGCGCAGCAAUUACUGCUGAAAUUUGACGCAAAUGAAUCUGCAAAAGAGUUUAAGGGUGAAGUUUUUGGACACGGGGACUGGGAAGAGAGAUCCGGGACUACAAGUGCCGAAAGUCGGCAGCUCGUUUGCGCAACUGGGACCGCUGAGUGCGCUUCAGAUCCGAAGGAGCUAAGGCUGAAACGGAAUACAGACAACUUGAACGCAAAAGGUGUAACUGGUGCGAGCGAGUAUGCAAAGAAUAAAGUUUCACACGUCAAAAUGAGUGGUCAGCAGAAAACUAGUGAUGGUACUGGUUUUAUCUCUGCCACACGGAACAGAAAGCGUCCCAGAAGGAACAGUGACAAAGAUGAUCCCGCUUCAGCCCAGACUCAAGACCCGGGAGAUGGAACCAGAUCGGCGGCUGGACGCAGAGUGACGCGCUCUGAAUUGCGCUGGAGCAGAGAGGAGCGGAGAGCCGUGGGUCCGAGGCAGGAGGAGCUAAAACUUAACAGUUCGACGUUUGCCCUGACCGGGGAUUCAUCUCACAACCAGGCUAUGGUGCACUGGUCCGGCCAGAACAGCAGUGUGAUUUUGAUGCUGACAAAACUAUUUGACUUCAACCUCAACAGUGUUACUGAGAGUUCAUUAUGGAGGUCAACUGACUACGGAGCAACGUACCAGAAGCUGAAUGACAAAGUAGGAGCAAAGACAAUACUCAGCUAUUUGUAUGUGAGCCCUAACAACAAGAGGAAGAUCAUGCUGCUAACUGAUCCAGAGGUGGAGAGCAGUCUACUGAUCAGCUCUGAUGAAGGAGCCACCUACCAGAAAUACCGGCUGAGCUUCUACAUCCUCAGCCUGCUGUUCCACCCUGAGCAGGAGGACUGGAUUCUGGCCUACAGCCAUGACCAAAAGCUCUACAGCUCGGUGGAGUUUGGGAGGAAGUGGCAAUUGGUGCAUGAGCGAGUGGCUCCUAAUCGUUUCUACUGGUCGAAAAUGGGUUUGGACAAAGAGCCAGGCUUAAUUCACCUGGAAACCAGCAUCUCUGAAGGACAGGCACUGUAUGUCACCUGCAAGCUGCAGAACUGCACAGAUGCCAACAAGGGCAAACCAUUCCCUGGCUACAUUGACCCCAAUUCUCUGGUGGUGCAAGAUGAGUAUGUGUUUGUCCAGGUGUCAACUGCUGGGAAGCCAAUCUACUAUGUGUCUGCAAAAAGAGAUGUCUUCACCCCCAUGAAGCUGCCCAAGUACACCCUGCCCAAGGACCUCCAUGUGAUCAGUACAGAUGAAAACCGUGUGGUGGCAGCUGUACAGGAGUGGAACCAGAAUGAAACCUACAACCUAUAUGUGUCAGACAUGUCAGGGGUCUACUACACUCUGGCUCUGGAGAACGUGGUCAGCAGUAUGGGCCCUGAGGGAAAUGUCAUGGUUGACCUCUAUGAGAUAGCGGGAAUAAAAGGAAUGUUCCUAGCCAACAAAAAGACAGAUAACCAAGUAAAGACAUACAUCACUUACAACAGAGGGAGAGACUGGAGGUUACUGCAGGCCCCGAGCAGAGACCUGAGAGGCAAUAGCAUUCACUGUGUGCUACCAUACUGCUCAUUACAUCUCCAUCUUCACGUGUCUGCAAAUCCCUACACAUCUGGAAACAUAGCCAGCAGGGAUUCAGCGCCAGGGAUCAUUGUCGCAUCAGGCUCAAUUGGCUCAGAGCUGACCACCAACAAUGUCAGUGUGUUUAUCACCUCGGAUGCUGGAAACACAUGGAGGCAGAUCUUUGAUGAGGAGUAUGCAGUGCUGUAUCUCGACCAAGGAGGAGCCUUAGUCGCAAUAAGACACACUCCGCUUCCCAUCCGCCACCUGUGGUUGAGCUUUGACGAAGGACGGCAGUGGAACAAGUACAGCUUCACCAACACGCCUCUGUUCGUGGACGGAGUGCUGGGAGAGCCUGGGGAAGAGACUCUCAUCAUGACGAUAUUUGGCCAUGUCAGUCAUCGCUCGGAGUGGCAGCUGGUAAAAAUUGACUUCAGGUCCAUCUUCAACAAGAGGUGUACAGAGGCGGAUUAUCAGACGUGGCACCUACACAACCAGGGUGAGCCGUGCCUCAUGGGAGUGAAAAGAAUCUACCGGAAGCUGAAGCCCACGUCCAGGUGCGUUAUGGGAAAGACUUAUUCUGUGUCGAUGACUUCAGGCCCCUGCGACUGCACAGAGGCUGACUUUGAGUGUGACUAUGGCUAUGAGAGACGGACCGAUGGCAAGUGCGCCCCCGCAUUUUGGUUCAAUCCAUCAUCCAUGUCCAGGAGUUGCACCACAGGGAUGACAUUCCUUAACAGCACCGGCUAUAGGAAAGUGGUCUCAAAUAACUGCACAGCUGGAGUCAGUGUAGAGUACACAGCCAGAAAGCAGCAGUGUCCGGUCCAAGCACCAAAAGGUCUCCACCUGGUCACCAGUGAGGGCACGCUGAUGGCCACAUUAGGCACUAAUGUCACCUUCCUUGUUUUUCUGGAGGAGGGUGACGGGGCAAGGACAAGCAUCACCCUGGACUUCGGAGACGGCCAUGCUCUGACAUAUUCCAACGUGAGCUCAAUUGAGGAUGGAAUCAAACACAUCUAUAAAGCUGUGGGAAUCUACCGGGUGACUGCCACUGGGGAGAACAGUCUCGGUUCAGAGACUGCCAUGCUCUACCUGCAUGUAACAUGUCAGCUGGAGUAUAUCCAUCUCUCAGCCCCCUUUGUGGCAGUGAGAAAUAAAGAGGUGAACCUGACUGCUGUUCUGUGGCCCAGCCAAGUGGGAACAGUCACCUACAUCUGGUGGAUUGGAAAUAACACAGAGCCAGUAAUCACCCUAGAGGGAAGUGUAGCAUGCACGUUUUCCCGAGAGGGCAUCACUACAGUCACUGUGCAGGUAUCUGCAGGGAAUACUAUUCUGCAGGACAGGAAAACCAUUGCUGUCCACGAAUAUUUCCGAUCUCAUCUGCUCACUUUUUCAUCGAACAUGGAUGACCACAACCCUGAUGUUGCAGAAUGGAGGCUGGAUAUGAGCCGGGUCAUCAGGAGUGCUCUGAUCCAGGCUACAGGUGUGAGAGAGGAUCAGCUUCUGGUCACCGUCCUCCCAGGUUUACCCACAGCAGCAGAAUUUUUCCUCUUGCCUGACAAACAGCUAACUGAGGGGAAACCAGAAAAGAGCUCUGCUCAUUUAGAUCAGCUUUCUGAGGUUUUGCUCAGCGCCUUGAAUCAAAACCUGGUCCAGUUUACAUUGCGGCCAGGGGUCCAAGUUACUGUAUAUGCAGCACACCUAUCAGCAGCACCCCUAGUGGACACGAGCGAGAACCACAGUGGCUCUGCCAUGCUAAUGCUGCUAUCAGUAGUGGUUGUGGGUUUAGCUGUAUUUGUCAUCUACAAAUUCAAGAGGAAGAUCCCAGGCCUCAACGUCUAUGCGCAGAUGCAGAACGAAAAAGAACAAGAAAUGAUGAGUCCAGCAAAUCCAACAGAGGCCAUGCCCACACCACAGCGGGACUUAGUGCAUUCUUUGGAGAUUCUGGACACAGAGUUUAACUCACGGCCCACUGGAUGUAUGAAACCUCAUGUACAUGUGAAAUUCUCCACAGAACUCCCCACAUACAUCGUCUGAACUCUGGACUGGAUUAUCACUCAUGGAUAUUCUUUACCAUUUGGGACACAAUGGUUUUGAGCUUUAUACCUGUGCAUGUUGGACCCUGCUGACACAUACUGUGCUCUGUUCAAACCAGAAAGAACUGUGUACAGGUUUUCAAUUUUAUUUUAACAUUAUGCCCAAUAAAUUAAAUAUUUUAAAUUGUUCAUUUAUUUAUACAAGCCAGAUACAUAAUCCAGAGGGAAAACCAACAGGAACUAGUGAAGUGAAAAAAUGUAAUACACAGCAGUGUUUUGAUUAUUCUUAUGUAUCUGAGAUUGGUUUGCUGUUCCAUGAAGCUAACAGCGGUAGUGUAUUAUUUAUUCAUAUGAAUAUACCUUUAUGAAGUCUGUUACUGAGGUGAAUUACACAUUUAUUUUGUACAUCAUGAAUGUCUAUGUUAGAAAUUUGUGUAUUUUAAUAACAAAUGUCAUACUAAACAGAAAUGCAGUUAUAAAAUAUGAAUAGGGUACUUGAUUUGAUAUGAUUUGAUUUGAUUUAUUCUUGAUUUAUACUUCAAAGCUUUUGGUCCACUGUCUUUUGGAAAGUUGAUUUAUGCACAAUACACAUUUUCUACUGAAAUGUAUCUUUUUCUGAUUUUAAUUUAUUAACAAAAAAACAGGGUUUUGUUUUCUGGAUUAAUUUAAACUGCGCUGUUAAUCUAAUGCUCCUUGUACUAUUUAUGAUACAUACCAGUUUGUAAAAAGUUUUGUGCUUCAGAAUAAGAGAUCCCUUGAUGGCUAAGGUGCUAGGUGAUGCCCAAAUAUCACCAGACACUACACCUUUUAGGUACAGAAGAAGAAAGGGGUAGUGACAGGAGAAAAAGAAAAGUACAAUGUAUAACUGCAAAAUUUAAGGUGGCAGUUGGAAUGAGGAACAGCUACUUUGUGGAAGAAUCCAAAGAGCGUGGUAGUGAGAGGGAGAGAGACUGAGAGAGAGGUUAAGAGAAUUGCAAGAAUGCUUUCUGGGGGUGUCACAUAUUAAGAGGCUUCUACUGGACAGAAUAAGAUGAGGUUGAUUUCUUGAAUACUUAAUAUGACCAGUCAAGUUCGAGGCUGGCUAAGGUUGGUGACACAUUUAGGCUAAUGCCCUCACCAACUCUCAAGCAGCAGCCAUCUUCAUCAUGGCUCAUUAAACUGUGCUGUAAGAGCAGGAGAACUAGAGCGCAGAUGCUACCAGGCUAUACAGAUGGUUAGCCUGUUCAGAGGGCUUUCAAUCCCUCUGGCACUUUAUGUGCAAAAUCCAACAGAUGUAAAUGCCUGAUUGAUGCCUUUCAAAUCUUCUGAGGCAAGUUUUUUGGAUCUAUUUUGUUUUUACUUUUGUGGAGUGUGGUUGCACAGCUUCUGAUAGUAUUUUCUAAAUCUGUUCAGUAGUAACUGAAUAAAUUGUCACAGUAGGCAGACCCACAUGAAGAGAGUGUAACUCUGGGCCCUACAGAAGAGUGAUGAUUAGAUACUUAGAAUUUAUGGAAUACACAGUGGUUGCUUUGUAUAGAUUGUUUCGUUUGACCUCCAUUUCAAUGAAGACCCACCAAAAACUACCAAGCAGUAUUACCCAAUAACAAAGGAACAGGAGAACAGGAUGUGGUCAAAACAUUUGGGUAUUUAUAUCCAAAAACUAUCCAGCGGAACAGCUUUGUAGUGAUUUGUCAAAAAAAAGACUGAAGAAAACUUGGUUGUCUUUAGCUGCAGUGAAAAAAUAUACGGAGAGAACAAAUACACACUGGGAGAAAUGGGGAGGUAGAUGUCGGCAGAAGCUCCAAUCUGCUGUGUAUAGUAGUUUGUAGUUGUAUGUUUUUUUUGGUAGAUGUUUUUUUUGGUUAAAUGACAUUUAAAAUUUGGUGUAAUGUAACUGAUUUCCAUCCCUCGUAACAACUAUUGAAAGCCAAAUGGGUCACGAUUCCUGUCCUUUUCCCUUCCUUCCGGUGUUUUAAACCUGUUUUAAUAUAGUUUUACAAUGGCAGCUAGGAUUUAUAAAACAGGGUUGCAAAUGGCAGUCGGCACUCUAUGCACCUGGCACAUGCACAGAGUGGUGUUCUCAAAUGCUGGCUGCAGAUAUUAAAACAGGUAUAAAACACCAGACAGCAGGAAAAAGGAGAUGAAUUGUGACUCCUUUGAAUUUUCAAUAAUGGCGUCUUUCCACUGCCACCAGGAACCAUUCUGUAUCCAUGCUGUGCCUGGAGUUGCAUCUUUCAGGUGUCAGAAAUAAAACCAUGCUGAAAUUGUACCAUCUGCCCCAGCUCAGAAGCAAGUCCUCUAUCCAACCUGGCCAUCUGUGUCACUACAUUCUGAUUGGCAAAGAGAAAACCUGAGCAACAGGAAGUAAAGAAGGAGACCCAGCCUCAUAAAAAAAAGAAAGAAAGAAGAAGGAUAUGGCAGUGCAUUAUGAAGAAAUAAAAGGAAGCCAAUACAACAGCUAUGUUGCUUUGUUGCAUGCCUACGCUUUUCAUCUGUUCUGGCCCCACAGAAGUUGUGCAAGAGCAAUGCUCAGGCUGUGCAGUAGAAGCACAAACAUGCAUUGGUGUUAGGAAGCCUGGACUAAAAGCUAGCCAGCUGGUCUGAGAACAGGAAGGUUAAUUGUGGCAGUUGGAAAACGGUUUAAGCAACACCAGUUGCCAGGGAGGGUCCAACUUGUGUCUAACCCUUGAAAAUGGAGCGGAAAGCCAUGAAACAGGGUUAGCUAACUGGCCCGAUAGACCCUGCAUCACAAUGUUGGUCUACAUAAGAAUUUGCAGGAAGGUGAACCUUUUUCUAAUGUCCCCACGAUGUUCAGCAAGUGUCAUGAUGUCGAGCUUAUACAGUAUACAACACAGUAGGUGCUUGUGUUUUGACAUGAAUCAUACAUAACACAGUGGUGUGUGUUGUCCUCAAAGAAUGACAUUUACAAGGACAUUCACUACGGCAUAUUACAGUGAUUAACAUUUUUUUAGCUGAGUUGUGAUAAAUCUGGUUAAGAAAAACUUUAUAUUUAAUGCUGCAUGAUAAGAUGUUUGUUUUGAGGGUACAGGACAGAAUUUGUUCACAGCUAGGAGGUGAUUUAUCUGGUUUAUUUACAUGAUGUACAAGGGUGAUUUAACAUGCUGGUGGUUGGACUUUUGUAAAUAAGCAACAAAAAUUCAGUGCCUCAGAAAUAUAGCAAAGGAAUAAUGAUUGGAUUCCCAAUGCUUAUGGAAAUUUAAGGAUUUUGUUUUCAAGACUGGCAAAGUAAGGGUGUAAAGUUAGACUUAACUCAUCUUUUGGAUUUAGAAAAUGAAUAACUUAGCCUGUAACCACUGUCCCAAACAGUGGCGCACUAAUCCUAACUUUAACCCCAGGGAACAGGAAAUGACUUCGAUGAGAUCAGGAGGUCUGUCAUAACAGGAGGAUCCAAGACAAAAAGACAGGAAGGCUUGCUAACAGGAGGGAUCUCUGGUCUUCUGGUUAGGGUGCGGGAAACAGCAUAAAUUGUAGACUAGCUUUGCUUUGAGCUACACUCUCUUCCUCUCUCUUCUGCUAUCUCCUCCUCCCCACAGAUUUACCAAGAUUAUUAUUUUUGUAGAGAAAUAUUAAUAAUAACAAAAAAGUUUUAUUACUGUACAGUUUUUGUAUAAGAACAGAUGGUAAGGUGUUAGUGUUUUUGUUUGACCUCAACUGUGCCGUGUAAUUGUUUUAUGCAUUUACAAUCAUAUUUAUUAAAUGGAAAGAAGUCUGUUAACUGUUCUCAUUUUCUUAUGAUAUUU
Messenger RNA from Monopterus albus (swamp eel), 7629 nucleotides. It is a transcript of the gene sorcs1, whose product is annotated as sortilin-related VPS10 domain containing receptor 1. Gene Ontology annotation, biological process: post-Golgi vesicle-mediated transport. The record is from RefSeq and is a predicted model, not a curated record. Gene Ontology annotation, cellular component: membrane; Golgi apparatus. The transcript is spliced from 27 exons. Gene Ontology annotation, molecular function: protein binding. NCBI's taxonomy places the organism in Eukaryota, Metazoa, Chordata, Actinopteri, Synbranchiformes, Synbranchidae. The coding region runs from base 153 to 3890 and encodes 1245 amino acids.